Molecule: messenger RNA, 1860 nt
Organism: Aspergillus nidulans FGSC A4
Lineage: Eukaryota; Fungi; Ascomycota; Eurotiomycetes; Eurotiales; Aspergillaceae
Product: NIF domain protein
Exons: 1
Coding region: 1-1860 (619 amino acids)
Source: RefSeq, a predicted model, not a curated record
AUGAAGUCGCAACCUUCGUCCAACGCUUCGUCUAGUGUCAAUCACCAAACGGGAAGUAAUAGGCCAUCGGGUGGUUCAGCGGCUAGCUCCAGGCCAGGUUGGAGACCCUACCAUGGUCGUUGGGCUGCGAAGGUGGCAUAUUGGGAUCGCAAUGAGACCCCCCGCGAGGGGGCGAUUACACCCCAUAAACAGGCGUCUCAGCGGGGUCAUCCAUUGCAGGAUCAAAACACUUCAGGAAAGAAUCUGAAGGGUUCAGCGGAUGUCGGUGAUGGCCAAUGGCGUCGGCCACAUUUUCCGCGGAGCGAUGCACCAUCCUCAAAGCCGCCUAGGCCGCAGGGUGACAAUAGCCCGACUACUUCUCCGGCGAACAAUGGUCUAGCCAACUUCCCAUUGAUGAACCCGUUCGCCGUGUUUGACGGAUUCCCUCCGCCAGCGAAUUCCUCAACAUUUCAGCUACCAGCUUUCCCGCCCAACCUGUCAGAACAAUCGCGACCACAGUUUCCUCCACCAAUUGAUCCUUCCUUACCGAACCCUCCAUUUUUUCCGUUGCUCGGUAGUGGGAAUGCAUUCAUGACUAUGCCGCCGAUUUUACCACCUCUUAUGAAUUUUGACAUGUUGAAUCAAGCAAUGAUGAACCCUAUGUUAAACACUCCUGAAGCGAUGAAGAUGACUACUUCAGCUGGCUUCACAGCUUCCGGCGCUACUCGGACCAAUCAGAAAAGAUUAAAAGGGGGCCAGGUCGACGACACUCAGCGUCGGGCUUCCAAAGCGCCUCGACCUCCUUCAGCAACGAAGAAGUACCUCGACCAAGCAUCUUUACCACCCAGGGAAUCAUCAUCCCCACAACCUUUGCUCGUAAUCCUUGACCUCAACGGUACUCUGAUUUAUCGAAAGACAAGGAAAUUCCCGCCAUCAUUCUCUAGAAGAGUCGGUCUGGACGACUUCUUGAAAGUACUCGUGGAGAAGUACAAGGUCAUGAUUUGGUCUAGCUCACAGCCACCAACAGUAGCCGCAGUCUGCGAACAGCUGUUCUCAGAAUCCCACAGGAAGAAGCUCGUCGCGGAAUGGGGUCGUGAUAAACUAGGCCUUUCAAAGUCGGAAUAUAACACUAAAGUUCAAGUCUACAAGACUCUAGAAACCGUUUGGUCCAGCAAACAGAUUCAAGCAUCACAUCCGGGCCGAGUCAAUAAGGGCAAGAAGAAAGGUCCUCGUUGGGACCAGAGCAACACCGUCCUCAUUGACGACAGCAGACUCAAAGCUGUCAGCGAACCCUACAACCUCAUCGAGAUCCCAGAAUUUACCAACAACCCCAAUGUGGAUGAGUCUGCUAUUUUCCCCAAAGUCCUCCAGCGCCUUGAAAUCCUCGCCAUGUGCGACGACGUUAGCAAAAUGCUGUGCCACUGGGCCACCGCGAAUCCAAAGACAAGCGUUCUUGAUCUCGAUCUCGGACCCGUACAUUUACUUCAUUAUCCCAAUCCCACCUCUGAUGCCGGCCCCGGCGUUGGGCUUGUUGACAAAACCCCAAAUCGCAACUCCGAAUUUGACCCAGCCGAACAGCGUCGAUUAAACCGCAAAACACGCAAACUAGAGAAGAAGGCUGCCCGUAGAGCCGCAGCCAAUUCUGCCGCCAAAGCACUCGCAUCCACAUCCGCCGGCCCCUUGCCACAGGGUGCUCGGCCAAACCUGAACCUGGACUCGAAUCAAAUUACAGACAAAUCGGAGGAACAAUUACAGACAGUUGUCAGUGUGGGUUCGAAUUCAAAUGACUCACAGCAGCUGCUGCAGAGAUCACCAUCUCCUGCAUCAUCUGUUCAAUCGGGGAAUACACUUCUGGAUCUAUUAGAGGAAUCAUUGACUUAA